Molecule: messenger RNA, 2501 nt
Organism: Nematostella vectensis (starlet sea anemone)
Lineage: Eukaryota; Metazoa; Cnidaria; Anthozoa; Actiniaria; Edwardsiidae
Product: eukaryotic translation initiation factor 3 subunit L
Exons: 21
Coding region: 127-1704 (525 amino acids)
Biological process (GO): translational initiation
Cellular component (GO): eukaryotic translation initiation factor 3 complex; cytoplasm
Molecular function (GO): translation initiation factor activity; protein binding
Source: RefSeq, a predicted model, not a curated record
GCGUCUUGACCCUUUCCCCGUCGGGUGGUCGCUAAGCUUGGCACAUGUCUGGUGGUCAUCACUAACAGGUCCUGAUUCAUCUUCUCUAUUUUUCGGAUAUUUCACGCUCAUCUUGGCUGUUCAGCGAUGUACACGCAAGCUGACGAGUACGAUGGUGGCGAUGCAGGGUAUGAGGAUGAUUACUCAGGUUACCAGGGGGAUGGUGACGAUAGUGUUGGAUCAUAUAAUGUGCCCGAAGAGAUAAAGAGGUUCAUCCAUUUUUUUCACCAACAUGUUCUAGAACAGAAUCUUUAUGAGAUCCAGUCUAUUUAUGAAAAUGGAUUCAACAAGCUGACUGAUCGAUACUUCAACAAGACGCCCUGGCCUGAGGCGGAGUUCAUUGCUCCUCUCGUCUCUGGGGAUCAAGUUUUUCUCAUCUUGUACAAGGAGCUGUACUAUCGCCACAUCUACAACAAGCUAAAGCCUACAGUUGAGCAGAGAUUUGAGUCCUAUUACAAUUACUGCGAUCUUUUCAACUACAUCCUCAAUACUGAUGAGCCUGUUCCGCUGACCCUGCCAAACCAAUGGCUAUGGGACAUCAUUGAUGAGUUCAUCUACCAGUUCCAAGCAUUCAGUCAAUUCCGCUCCAAGCUCCAGAACAAGCCUGAAGAUGAGAUUGAUGUCCUGCGAGCCAACAGUAAGAUCUGGAACAUCCACAGUGUUCUGAAUGUACUUUACUCCCUGGUGGAGAAAUCAAGAAUUAACUAUCAGCUUGAAAUGUACAACACCAAUGGUAACCCAGACGAGGUGUCCGGGGAAUUUGGUAUCCACCCAUUGUACAAGAUGCUUGGCUACUUCAGUCUGAUUGGGCUGCUGCGUCUCCAUUCCCUCCUUGGUGACUAUUUCCAGGCUAUCAAGGUGCUGAGUAACGUGGAGUUGACCAGAAACACCAUGUAUUCCCGGAUCCCGGCCUGCCAGAUCACCACCUACUACUACGUCGGCUUUGCCUACCUCAUGAUGAGAAGAUACCAGGAUGCUAUCCGUUGUUUCUCAAGUGUCCUGUUGUAUAUUCAAAGAACUAAGAACAUGCUUCAAACAAAGUCUUACCAGUAUGAAGAGAUAAUGAAGAAGAAUGAUCAGAUGUACAACUUGCUGGCUAUCGCUCUAACCCUCUGCCCCCAGCAACUUGAUGAGAAUGUCCACAGCCAGCUGAGGGAGAAGUGUACUGAGAAGAUGCAGAAACUUCAAAAAGGCGAUCUUCAGAUGUUUGAAGAGUGUUUCUCAUAUUCCUGCCCAAAGUUUGUCUCCCCCGUGCCUCCAAACUUUGACGCUCCUCCAGCAAAUUACAACAGAGAGCCUUUUAACCUGCAGCUGAAGGUCUUCAUGAACGAGGUUGCACAGCAGUCUAUGAUUCCUGUUAUUAGAAGUUAUCUGAAGCUGUAUACGACAAUGCCCAUCGCCAAACUUGCUGCCUUUCUUGAUAUGGACGAGGCCACAUUUAGAAACCAACUUCUCUGCUACAAGCAUAAGCAGAGGAACCUGGUGUGGACUAAGGGAACUGACGGACUUGAUGGAGAACAGCAGUCCUCAUCAGAAGUCGACUUUUACAUCGACCGGGACAUGAUUCACAUUGCCGACACAAAAGUUGACCGCCGUUAUGGGGAGUUCUUUAUGAGACAGAUCUACAAGUUUGACGAGAUGGCAAGAAAUCUACAGGCGUUAUAACGAUCGCAAGAAAGCAUGUCUUCAAAUUCACACAUGAAUAUAGAAGCAACAGUACUUGAAGGCCCUGGCCCGAACUCCACCAUGUACCAGUGAUGAUAUCAUUUCUUGGUUCGGUCUUGUUGUUGACUUAAACAUGACAUGAAAAGCUCUAUUAAAUAGCUAAGUUUUUUAGCUACAACAACAACCCAGCAACAACACAAUGAGAGACAACAGCAGAGACAACAACAUAAUAGGCGACAACAGCAACAACAACACAAUCAACAACAGCAGCAGCAACAACUAAAACAACAACACAAUAAGCAGUAACACUUGUAGGAAUAAUAGCAUUAACAGCAUCGAUAACAUCAGAAUAAACACCAACAAAAAAUAAACAAAAACUACUACAAUGAUAACAAUUACAGCAGCUUAAACAAAAGCAGUAACAAUAAAAGUAUUGGUAACAAAAACAGUAGUUGCAAUACACACAACAACAUGGACGACAGUUACGUCAAACUAUGUCUAAUCAUUGUCAUCAUCAUAAUCACCAUCAUUGUUAUAAUCAUCAUCAUCAGAGGUUGUGGUCGGAAUCCUUAAAGUGCGACGCGCGUAUAUCAGGAUUCCAUCGUGUUCUUAUGCGUACUGAAGCAUUUUUUGCCACGUUAAUUGGCUAGUAAAGUUGAUGUCAAUCAGAUGGCACGUUUCUCGUAUCCUUAUUGGUCUACUUCACAAAAUGUCAAAGUGGCCACGGUAGCGCGCGUCGCAUUGUACUGGGCUGGAUGAUCGUGCAUGUAACAGCAGAAAUAAACAACAAGGGCCUG